Molecule: messenger RNA, 435 nt
Organism: Populus euphratica (Euphrates poplar)
Lineage: Eukaryota; Viridiplantae; Streptophyta; Magnoliopsida; Malpighiales; Salicaceae
Product: histidine-containing phosphotransfer protein 4-like
Exons: 6
Coding region: 1-435 (144 amino acids)
Biological process (GO): cytokinin-activated signaling pathway; phosphorelay signal transduction system; phosphorylation
Cellular component (GO): cytoplasm; nucleus
Molecular function (GO): protein histidine kinase binding; histidine phosphotransfer kinase activity
Source: RefSeq, a predicted model, not a curated record
AUGGCUAGCAAUCCCUUGAGCCAACAGCUUAGCACCAUGAGGCAAUCAUUCUACGAGGAGGGACUGUUGGAUCAUGGACAAGUGAAUUAUCUUGAGACUCUUGAAAAUGAAGAUGAUCCCGACUUCAUUGAAAAUAUUUUCACCUUGUUUUUAAGGGAUUCAUCUAAAUACAUUGCUUCUAUUGAGAAGGCUUUGGAGGAUGAUUUUCCCUUCAUCCUUGAAAGAAUGAUGUAUCGGCUUAAGGGCAGUAGUGCCAGCAUUGGUGCGACCAAAAUCAAUGACGAAACCAAUAAACUCAGGGGAUUUUGCCAUGAAGGGGAUUUAGAAAGUGCCAAGGCGUCUCUCCAAAAACUGAAAGCAGAACAUGCCAAUUUCAAGCAAAAGCUUGCUGUUUAUGUUGGGAUAAUGAAGCAAGUCAAGCUCUCUGAGUAUUGA